GUCAACCACUUCCACUGAGCAUCGGUGACAUCAUUACUCCUUGACAACAGGGGGCGCUGGCAAUCUUAGGCCUGCUGUGGUGAAUUGCAACAUGGCGACUCCCAUGCACCGAAUAAUAGCCAGGAGACAAGCGGAGGCAAACAAACAACAUGUGCGCUGCCAGAAGUGUUUGGAAAUGGGACACUGGACCUAUGAAUGCACAGGAAAGCGCAAAUAUGUGCACAGACCGUCAAGAACAACUGAGUUGAAAAAGAGUCUCAAGGAGAAUGAGAACAAACUUAACAGCAUCACUGGACCUGGAGAAGAAGGUACCAGUGAGAAGAAAUCUAAAAAGAAGGUUAAAGACUCCAGCGACAGCAGCAGUGACUCAGACAGCUCCUCCAGUGAGUCACUGUCCGACAGCAGCGACUCCUCCAGCUCUUUUUCAGAUGACAGCGAGAGCAGCAGCAGUGACAGCGAGGACGACAGCACGUCCUCGUCGUCCUCCUCCUCAGACACCUCAGACUCAGGAAGCAGCAGUGACUCAGAUCAAGGGCCGCCAAGAAAGAAGAAGAAGAAAUUGGCCUUGCAAUAAGUGGAGGGUUUUUGUUUUUCUUUCUUGGACGGAGCUAAAUUUUACUGUCCACCUUUUGUCUCUGAUCCAUCACUGCUGAUUGGAGAUGAAAGGAUGCAACAGGCUGAGGGGCUGUGAAUCUUAUAGUUAUCCUCUGAACUUUGUUGCCAGUAUUGGACUUUGAUGAAAGGGGCUUAUUUAGAGUUUGUGUCAUAUGCCACCAGACCCCACCUCCGAAAUAUAUUUACAUAUGUUGUAAUGCUUAAGUUUGUUGGACUUGCGAGGACAAGGGUUUUAGGUAUCUGCAGAAGUAGCUGUGCUUAUUCACGCUGAAUUUUGUACUAAAGUAUAUUUUCAGUUGAGUUGAUCUAGUAGGUCGGCUCAGCAAAACAGUUGUUACUUUUGUGAUAAAAGCAUGGAAUUUGGCACACAUAUUCUAAAUUAACUAAUGUUUAUUUUCAGAUAUGGAGCCAUCCUAGAGCUGACCUCUAAUGAGCUAC
Messenger RNA from Thalassophryne amazonica, 1053 nucleotides. It is a transcript of the gene zcchc10, whose product is annotated as zinc finger, CCHC domain containing 10. Lineage: Eukaryota; Metazoa; Chordata; Actinopteri; Batrachoidiformes; Batrachoididae. The record is from RefSeq and is a predicted model, not a curated record. Bases 92 to 574 code for a protein of 160 amino acids. Gene Ontology annotation, molecular function: nucleic acid binding; zinc ion binding. The transcript has 4 exons.